AUGACGCGCGUCAUGUCACAACUGUGGUUCCGCUGUGACGAGACGAGGCCAACUUGUUCGGCAUGCUCAAAAUUCAGUAUACCAUGCUCGUUCUCGGCCCCUUGUACAGCAGCGACGUGUGAUUCCGCCGGUAAUCACGUGUCUCAUACUGUCCAAAUUCGCCCUCGCGGCAGAGGUCGACCAAGAAAAGACUGGCUGCAGCUGCCACCUGAUCCUCGGGUCCCGGACAGCAGGCCAACAUACAGAGACGACUCACCAUUGAACUUGGGCGAAGCAGAGUUGCUACUGCACUUUACUCAGGUCACAGCCCAGUCCCUCGCUGGGGAUACCGACCCCAAGGACCAAAUGGUACAAUUCUGGGCUCGCAAUGUCCCACGAAUCGGACUUUCGAAUCCCUUUGUGCUCAACUUGAUGUAUGCAACUGCCGCUUAUCAUCUAGCUGAAUUAAGUUGCAACUUGGACAAAAAACGCCAUUACAAGAGCAUGGCAGAGAGCCACUGGACCAAAGGGACCGCUGUUCUUAGUACGGUCAUGGGCAUUUUGGACGAUAGCAACUGCGGCGCGGCAUAUAUCGGGGCCACUCUAUUAUGCUAUUGCAGUUUCGCAGCUGGGCCGUCCGGUCCGGGAGAUCUGCUAGUUUGCGAUAUUGACGGGAAGAACAGAUGGCGCAAUUUGGUCAGCGGAGUGAGACUGAUCAGAGAAUCAUUCCCUGAGGAUAUUCUGUUCGCGGGUCUAAUGAAGCCGUUAGGACACUCAGAACCAAGGGAAACGAAGCGAGGAGCUACCGCGGCCUGCGCAGCGCGUGGUCUCCCUCGAAUAAGUUGGCAUGAUGCAAUGGCAUCAAUGAGAAAACUUGCUGAACGUCAAGACGGUCCAUAUGCGCUGGUUUGCGUACAGUCACUAGAUGAAUUGGCAUUAAUAUAUGAAGGUGUGUAUGGAGACGAGUCUGGAGAACGCAAUGUUUCCGAAGAUCGUCAAUUCGUGUUGAGUUGGCUGUAUAGGCUGGACUCAGAUUUUGUUGAGGCCGUGCGUUGCCAGGAUACAGUUUCGCUACUUGUUCUAGCGUAUUUCGCAGUUUUGCUAGCGACAAUGGAAGGAGAAUGGUGGUUGAGGGGUUGGGCACAGCAUCUAAUCACGAGCAUCAACGACAUUGUUGGCCCGACGGCGAUACAAUGGCCGAGAAACCAAGUUCUCAGACAACUGCAUUUGACACAGCCCGAGUUCGUGCCCUGA
Messenger RNA from Metarhizium acridum CQMa 102, 1233 nucleotides. NCBI's taxonomy places the organism in Eukaryota, Fungi, Ascomycota, Sordariomycetes, Hypocreales, Clavicipitaceae. The record is from RefSeq and is a predicted model, not a curated record.